AUGCUGAUGUUUCUACGGGCACAAUUCGUCAAAAUCUACCUCAGAGAUAUUGACAUACCAUCUUCAGGCGAAUCCAUGACAUCUCCCUUCCUGGUGACCUCGAGAUUCAUUUGGACUGGUAUCAACAAAGAUUUCCAAGGUAACUCGCCAUACACUUUCUCCUUCAAUCCAGCUACCUCUAGAUUUGAUUAUGUUCAUGUUGAUCCUGUCGGUCCCCUGCCCUACUCCAAUGGAUACAGGUACAUCCUCAUCUGCACUAACAGAUUUACUAGAUGGCUGGAGGCAAUUCCUUUUGCUGACAUUCAUGCUGAUACUGCAGCAGGAGCCUUUAUUGCCAGCAGCAAGAGUUCUCUCAAAUCAGACCUUGGCUCCACUUCUGCAAAGCUUGUAGAUGGUACAUCUGUCCGGGUACCUGGUGAAUUACUCUGCAAUUCCACUGGCUCCAUUACCAACCCUACUCAGGAUUAUGCAGCCAAGCUCAGGGAUGUGAUGUCUAAGCUUCGACCUGUUCAGCCACAGCAGCUGUCUUCAAGCAAGUCUUUCAUUCCAUUUGACGUUAACUACCAUAUGAAGAUCCAUAGGAAGUUCUUUGGCGCACAAGAAAGACUUACCAUCAACCGCAAUGAGACUUCUGACGCAAUCGCCAUCGAUCGUGUUAAACCUGCUUACUUGCUGGAUGUACCUAACUACCUCGCAAACCAUGUCCAGCCUUCAUAUGUUCAACCAAAGAAAUGUGUAACGUUCCUCCUUCCUCGUCACCAGGAGGGGGUUAAUGUAAUGUGA
Messenger RNA from Penaeus monodon (black tiger shrimp), 783 nucleotides. RefSeq lists its product as uncharacterized. The record is from RefSeq and is a predicted model, not a curated record. The coding region runs from base 1 to 783 and encodes 260 amino acids. Gene Ontology annotation, molecular function: nucleic acid binding. Lineage: Eukaryota; Metazoa; Arthropoda; Malacostraca; Decapoda; Penaeidae. The transcript has 4 exons.